AUGUUUGGUUCAGGUUUCUUCACUUCAAAAGUGGAAAACUAUAUACCAAAUAAACCUGUUAAAUUUAAAAAACCAAAUGAAGAAAAUCCAAAUAAAAUUGAAGAAAUUACAAUUCCAGAAUUAAUUAAAAUUGAAAUACCUGAAUUUUCAUCAAAUUAUUCGUUUUAUAUUAAUCCAUUAUUAUCAUCUGGACAUGUUCAAACUGCUUAUACCGCAUUAAAUAAUUUUGAAAAGUAUCAUCAUGUUCAUUAUAAAAGAGAAAUUUUAAAUAUAGAAAAUAAAACAUAUCAAGUUUCUGAUAAUAUUGAUUUAAAAUAUGAUCAAUGGAAAGGUGAAAGUACAAUAGCAUUAGAUUAUGCAAUUAACACUAAAGAUUAUAAACAUGAUGAAAAUCAUUUAAAUUAUAAACCAAAUUCACAAAGUAAAGAAUUACCUCCAAGAACUGAAUUCAAAAAUCCAAAAGAAGAAAUUAUAAAAAAUGAUAGUGAAAAACCUUUAUUAUUGAUAUUACAUGGAUUAUCAGGUGGAUCAUAUGAAGCAUAUAUAAGAGCAGUAUUAGAAAAAAUCAUUGAACCUCCUUAUAAUUUUGAUGCAAUAGUUAUAAAUUCAAGAGGUUGUGCAAAACAUACAAUAACUUCUCCACAAUUAUAUAAUGGAUUAUGGACAAAUGAUUUAAGAUAUGUUAUAAAUGAAUUUAUUACAAAGAAAUGGCCUAAUAAAAGAAUUUAUUUAAUGGGUUUUAGUUUAGGUGGUGCUAUAUUGGCAAAUUAUUUAGGUCAAGAAAGUAAUUCAAUAAAUUCACAAAUUAAAGGUGCUGCAAUGUUUGGUACUCCAUGGGAUUUCCCAGAUGGUGCAAUACAUUUAAGAGAAAGUAUUAUAGGUCAUAAUGUAUAUUCACCAACAAUGUGUAAUAAUUUAUUAAAAUUAAUAAACAAUCAUAAUGAUAUAAUGAUUGAAAAUGAAUUCAUUAAGGAAUUUAAAUCAAAUCCAACUAAAUAUAAAAUUAAAUUUUUAAAAGAUUUUGAUGAAAUUUUUACAAGUAAAUUAUUUGGUUUAAAUUCAGCAAAUGAAUAUUAUAGAUUAGCUUCCCCCAAUAAUAGAUUAUUAAAAAUUAGAAUUCCAAUUUUAAUAAUAAGUUCAAAAGAUGAUCCUAUAACAGGAUAUAGAAGUUUACCUUACUCAGAAACAGAAUUAAAUCCUUAUAUUACAAUGAUUACAACAACAAUUGGUGGCCAUUUAGGUUGGUUUAGUUUAAAUGGUGAAAGAUGGUAUGUUAAACCAAUUUGUGAAUUUUUUAAAAAAUUAAAUGAAUUUGAUAUUGAUGAAACAAGUAUAAAUCAAAAUGAUUUACCUUUAGAUAUUUCAAAAAGUUUUAUGUAUGAUAGAUUAGUAAAUCAAAUGAUUGUUGAAUAA
This is a messenger RNA of Lodderomyces pseudojiufengensis, 1413 nucleotides long. RefSeq names its product putative carboxylic ester hydrolase. Lineage: Eukaryota; Fungi; Ascomycota; Pichiomycetes; Serinales; Debaryomycetaceae. The record is from RefSeq and is a predicted model, not a curated record. The coding region runs from base 1 to 1413 and encodes 470 amino acids. Gene Ontology annotation, biological process: medium-chain fatty acid catabolic process; medium-chain fatty acid biosynthetic process. The transcript has a single exon. Gene Ontology annotation, molecular function: monoacylglycerol lipase activity; acetylesterase activity.